This is a messenger RNA of Pecten maximus, 795 nucleotides long. RefSeq names its product saposin-like protein 11. The coding region runs from base 1 to 795 and encodes 264 amino acids. The record is from RefSeq and is a predicted model, not a curated record. NCBI's taxonomy places the organism in Eukaryota, Metazoa, Mollusca, Bivalvia, Pectinida, Pectinidae. The transcript has a single exon.
AUGCCGCUACCGAGUGUCCGACUAUGUCCCUACCGUGUGUCCGACUAUGUCCCUACCGUGUGUCCGACUAUGCCCCUACCGAGUGUCCGACUAAGCCCCUACCGAGUGUCCGACUAUGUCCCUACCGAGUGUCCGACUAUGUCCCUACCGUGUGUCCGACUAUGCCCCUACCGAGUGUCCGACUAUGUCCCCUACCGAGUGUCCGACUAUGUCCCUACCGAGUGUCCGACUAUGUCCCUACCGUGUGUCCGACUAUGCCACUACCGAGUGUCCUACUAUGUCCCUACCGAGUGUCCUACUAUGCCCCUACCGUGUGUCCGACUAAGCCCCUACCGAGUGUCCGACUAUGUCCCUACCGUGUGUCCGACUAUGUCCCUACCGAGUGUCCUACUAUUCCCCUACCGAGUGUCCGACUAUGUCCCUACCGAGUGUCCGACUAUUCCCCUACCGAGUGUCCGACUAAGCCCCUACCGAGUGUCCGACUAUGCCCCUACCGAGUGUCCGACUAAGCCCCUACCGAGUGUCCGACUAUGUCCCUACCGAGUGUCCGACUAUGUCCCUACCGAGUGUCCGACUAUGUCCCUACCGUGUGUCCGACUAUGUCCCUACCGAGUGUCCCAAUGUCCAUACCGUGUGUCCCACUAUGCCCCUACCGAGUGUCCGACUAUGCCCCUACCGAGUGUCCGACUAUGUCCCUACCGUGUGUUCGACUAUGCCCCUACCGAGUGUCCGACUAUGCCCCUACCGAGUGUCCGACUAUGUCCCUACCGUGUGUCCUACCAAGUGUCCGACUAA